UUACUGUUAAAUACUAUUCUGCAUCCGACAAGUUAGUUAUUAAUUUGUUAUUGAUUUAUAUCGUCCAAUGUGUAAAGAAAUGUUAAAUAGAUAAAAUGCAUAAAUUUAUGGGAUUAUUUCUGCUUUUGGGCAUUAAUAAUAUGAGUGAUGCAUGUACGCAAACAGGAAGAUUCCCUAACAAUUCGGAACCCGAAUGCCGUGGUUUUGUAAUGUGCUUGAAAGGUGCAGCAGGUUUCAUGCAGUACAACCUUGUAUGCCCUGAACAUGCCAUAUACAGCCACAUAGAUAACCAAUGCACGAAUGUCACCGAGUACAAAUGCUGGCCCAAUUACAAGUGUACUAAAGAAGAAAAUAUCGUUGAACCUUCCAACGAAAACUGUACAUCUUUUAUAUCAUGUGUCAAGGAUUUCAAUAAUACCUUAUUAGCAAGACUCAUCGAGUGUCCUGUGAACAUGGUAUUUAAUGGAAGUACGUGCGUCGAAAAAGACGUCUAUCAGUGCCCCAAAAAAACAGAGACGACUAACACAGUACAUGUUACAAUUGAUAAUUUUUCUGGGAAUUUCACAUUGAAUUCAGUUGCUCCACUGUCAAUACAAUGUUUAACUGUUGGUGUAACAAUAUAUCUCAGUUUAAUGAUUUUGUAAUCGUAUCAACGCUGAUUAUUUUCAUGCGACAUUUCCUGCGUUUACAUAUUUUGUGUAAAGACGUGUUUCGUCAUAUAAACGAGCCCAAGGCUAAGACAAAUACAGCUCGUUCGUAAGUUAAACACCU
Zerene cesonia (dogface butterfly) is the source of this 771-nucleotide messenger RNA. RefSeq lists its product as uncharacterized. Gene Ontology annotation, cellular component: extracellular region. Gene Ontology annotation, molecular function: chitin binding. The transcript is spliced from 2 exons. The coding region runs from base 96 to 644 and encodes 182 amino acids. The record is from RefSeq and is a predicted model, not a curated record. NCBI's taxonomy places the organism in Eukaryota, Metazoa, Arthropoda, Insecta, Lepidoptera, Pieridae.